UCACGUUACACAUCUUGUACUUGAGAGUUGAGACGAGGAUAAUAUCUUGGAGAUAAUCUACAAUUUCAACUCGCCAAAGACUCUAUAAAUUGAUUUAUCUUACGUGACAUGGGUAUUUGAUCCCUGGCGUAACGAUGUUCAUCUAGCUGCGGGAUACUCUGCUGUUACAUGUACUACUUCCAAUGCUUCUAAUGCAGAGAACUAAACCAUUACCUGCCGGCAAAAUGGAUACCCUGAGAACUCUUUCUGUUUGCCUUGUUUUUUUGCUUCCACUCCUGUCUUCUGCUCAAAAUGAUGCGUGCGAGCUAUCAGCGAGUCCUGCAGGCUGUGUAUGUUCAGGACCCAACGUGGUAUGUACAGGAUACUGGCCGACGUAUCGUGAGCUUCAUAGCGGGGAUAUCGACAGCAAAUUAGAGUCCCUGACGAUUACAAACACUACCAAGACAAAUCUCAUCAAAUGUGAAUCAGUAUUUGGUACAUUGACAAAUCUUAGGAAAUUGGAUUUGAGUAACAACCAAAUUAAUUUCACGAGACCGAGGUCAUUUAGUUCCAUUUGUUUUCCAAAUUUAGAGCAGUUAGUUUUAGAUGACAAUGCUCUUAGGCUGAGUGCUCACACAACGUUUAAGAGUCUUGAUAGGCUCCGGGAGCUACAUCUGAAUAAUGCGCUCUACCGGAACCAAAGCGUGUCAGAGCAGGUCACGCAUACAUUCAUCAAAUCAUCCAUGCCGAGUCUGGAAGAAAUCAUGCUCAAUGACAAUUUGCUCGGAGAUCUGAGUUCGAGUACCUUCAACUUCAACUUGUCAUCAGGUUCAAGUCCCUUGAGUAGAAUUCACCUACGUAAUAGCAGACUUGGCAUGAUCAACACUAACCUAUUUGAAGUUGAAACGCUCCCCAAUCUCUCGUUCAUUGACUUGAGCAUGAACAGCAUCACGGGCUUGCCGAUAGAGAACCUGGAAAGCUUUGACAAAUUUUCCAGCGCGCUUACGAUCAACUUGACCGGCAACCCUCUCACCUGCAAUUGCAACCUCAAAGACUUUGUUGUCUGGCUGCAGUCGAAUGACACCGAGGUGACCGUGGUUGAUCAAGAGAAGCUCAACUGCUCCAUGGACAGUAUCGUGCAUGGGGGUAAACGCAUCAUCGACCUGGACCCGAUGGAGCUGAAAUGCGGGCACAUCCAAAACACGGACAUGGAUGAACAGAUGAAGACUUCUUACAUCUUGCUGAUUGCCGUGCUGAGCAUCAUCGGUUUAUUAGCCCUCGUCAUUCUCUUCAUGAGACGAAAAGAGAUCAUCAAGCUGUGUAACCAGAUGAAGCAGGCUACCAAGGAAACCUUUGAUACACACCAUACAUCAUACGUCUACAGCGAUAUCACCCAAGCGAGACGAGAAACCCCGGAACACUCUGCAGUAGAUGUUUGAUAUGCUGCCCUCUGCAAGAUUAUUGUCCCUUUGGCUAAAUGGAAAGAGAGCAAGCCAGGAGCUCCUUCAGAGGUAUAUUGUAAGUAUGGAGCCACCUGAAGGAGAAUAACUUUGACACGAUUGUUCGCUCAACGUGUACCUGAGAAACAAGGGACGCUACCAAUGGAUAUUGCCUACAGUAGGUAUGAACUACAAGCAUAAUGACUUGAGGAGACAGCGUGAUAUCUAGUGGCGGCCAAAGGGAGGAUAGUCGUGGAUCGGACGUGGGGAAUAUUGAAUUCGAGAAAGGAUGAUAUCAUUAUAGAUUUUGUUGCACGUACCGAGAGGCACCCCAAAUGUUAUAUUCCCCUUCAUACACGGACCAUAUUAUUGAACUUAAUUCCUUAGGGUGUAUGAAACGUACAGUACAUACUAAGCAAUCAAUUCCACAUUCUGUAAAACAUUAUUAUUAGUGGCAGCAGUAAUUGUAAACCUAGGUGUAACGGUGUGGUGUGUAAUGUAAUUUCAAGGUUAUUUUUUUUAUUUCGGAAGGACCAAAGGGCUAUAGAAUAUUGAUUAGAUCAUACAAUAUAAAUGAUAUCUAAAGAUACUUUCGUAUACUAUCCUCAGAUAGUAUAACCCAUGGAAACAUAGUUUGGCAAUGAUGACAUUGUUACUGGAAAUUCAUAUUUAUUUGAAAACCAAUGAAAUUACAUGUAUCUAGUCCCCAAUGUGUAACUUGAGCUAAAUUUAGAUGCGUGUGGAAGGAAACUGUUCAGCUCUUCAAGAAGUCCAGUUCUUGUCUCAAGAAGUUGAAAGUUGAAAGUUGAAAGUCAUACAACCCUUGUGCCACCUGCUCUGUUGGCCAGUGCGUGCCAUGAGCGUAAGAGCUUUGGAUCAGCCCCUGGGCUUAAGGGGUUCAGCCAGCUUGACCCAAUCUGUGCGUGGAGGCUCUUCUGUUGGAUUCGUGCCAUUGAAGGUGUCCAUGAGAUUUGAGCCAUCGUAAAUGGAGUCCUCAGAACGACUCGAAAUUAAACCCUGAAUUUUUCUUCGUAGUGACCUUUGGUGAAUGCAAAGAGAGAGACGGCAUAUGUUAUCCUUUUGGAGUUCACGCUGUAGCAAAGCAUGAGUUAACACUCUUCUGGCUCCAGAUGAUAUAGUGGUAUGAACCUACGAUUCUGAGUGGUCAACGAUUGGGGUUUCUUGAACCGUCUCCCAUCGUGUUUUCCAUCAUUGACGGCCAUUGACCUAUAUGCUAUUUGUAAUUAAUAUGAAAUAUAUAUGUCAGUCAGUUCACAUAUUUGUGCUCAAUGAAUUAUGAAAGUACAUGUGCUGCACUUACUGUAGUUGCCUGCACAAGGUAAACCUGACGUGUCUGUUAUGAAUACUCAUUUGUGAUUGAAGCAAUUGGUUAUUUGAUAAUGCAGGCUUUAUUUUUUCUUUAGAUAUCUGUACGAAGGAGAAGCCGUUGAUGAUAAUGAUAAAGCCAUCAUCAGCUGACUCUCCUAAAAGCCAGAAAGGCAUAUGAUUUGAGUGAAUGCCCUUUUUGCGGUCAGUAGAUCAAGAAGGGUUUUUCUGGGUAUGUGAUUUAGAGUCAUGAAAAAUAACCUCAAAAAUUAAUUACCUCAUGCUGACGUCCAUACAUACUUGUUUUUACUGUACCGGUAUUUAACCAUCAACUAAUAAUGUUUUCCCAUUGUCAACAUACAUGUAGUAGACCUUCGUUUUAGAACAUGGUGAGGUGUAAGACUGCAGCAACAUUCGAUGCUGACAUGUAUUUGACAUGUGUAUGUUCAUUUUGUGGGGUACCGGUCCCUUUUCAACCAUGUACCUAUUACAAUACGUCAUCCUCAUUGCUUUGCUGAAGUAGCUUGUAUUUGAAAUGUAUCUGGCAAAUUACAUCUGUACAUCACCUAGUUUUAUGCUAUCCAACUGUUAUUUAUAACCAUAUAUGAUAUGAUAAAGAGGUUGAAACACGAUGUAUUCAGUAUUUACUUUGCUUUAAGAAUUGUCCAUCACUUAAGGCAGACAUCAAUGGAAGGCUAGUAUUUUCGUAAAGAAUAAUACUGAACCACUGCAUAUAUACGUGGAUGUACAGUAAACAAGGAA
Molecule: messenger RNA, 3506 nt
Organism: Strongylocentrotus purpuratus (purple sea urchin)
Lineage: Eukaryota; Metazoa; Echinodermata; Echinoidea; Camarodonta; Strongylocentrotidae
Product: trophoblast glycoprotein
Exons: 3
Coding region: 183-1418 (411 amino acids)
Biological process (GO): negative regulation of canonical Wnt signaling pathway
Cellular component (GO): plasma membrane
Molecular function (GO): protein binding
Source: RefSeq, a predicted model, not a curated record